AUGGACUUGCACACGCUUAUUGACAAGUUCCAAGCCAAUGUCAAAAUUCUCAAGCAGUUGGGGGAGCAAACUGAACACUGGGAUGUGCUACUAAUUCACUUGCUCAGUACUCGGUUGGAUGCUGUUACGAGACGCGAUUGGGAAGAGUAUGCAGAGGCAAACGAGACGACCAAGUUUCAGCAGUUGAUAGAGUUUCUUCAACGUCGAGUCAAUGUGUUGGAAACGGUUAGCGGCAAGUCAGCGGAGAUGGCAACACUAGCGAAGAAACAUAAUCCACCUCGUUCAGCAAAUCACGGAGCUUCACAGCAAGCAUCGCGCCAAUGUCCAGCGUGUUCUAGCCAGCAUUCUCUCUACCAGUGUGGAGAAUUUUCAAAAAUGUCGGUUGACGAGAAGGAGCGUGUAAUCCGACGCAAUCAGCUUUGCCGAAACUGCCUACGACGAGGCCACUUGGCAAAGGAGUGUUCAUCUGAAAGCAGCUGUCGCAAGUGUAGAGGGCGGCACCAUACGCAGUUGUGCUAUGCCUCAAGAUCAGAGGGUAGCAGUCGACCCGCAUCCCUCAUCCAGCCAAGUCAGCAAAGCAGCAACAACGAACAACUUUCUUCCACCCCAGCGGCACAUACUGGCAUCACGAGUUGCACUUCCUUGGACAGAUCUAGAACGAAGGUGCUGUUAGCUACAGCCAUCGUCAUCAUGGUGGACAACAACGGGAUAGAGCAUCCGGUACGAGCCUUACUGGAUUCAGGCAGCGAAUGUUGUUUCGCAACGGAGCGGCUACUCCAGCGAAUGAAGGUUCGUCGGUGCAAGGUGAAUCUGCCUAUUGCAGGGAUUGGUGAAGCUGCUACAGAAGUUCACUGCAAGUUCCAGUCCACCAUAAAGUCCAGAAUCUCCAACUAUGUUGCCACAAUCGAAGCCUUCGUCCUACCGAGGAUCACCGUAGACCUUCCAUCAAUUUCCGUUGACGCCUCUAGAUGGUCGCUUCCAACGGGAAUUCAGUUAGCAGAUCCAUCUUUCUAUCAAUCCGGAGUUAUUGAUGUUGUGCUGGGAGCGGAGGUGUUUUUCGAUCUCUUCAGCGUAGCAGGUCGCAUUCCAUUGGGCGAGUCUCUUCCGUGCCUCGUGAAUUCAGUCUUUGGUUGGGUGAUUAGCGGCAAAACUUCUCAAGAACAUUCAAGAUCACCCAUUGUCUGCAACGUAGCUACUACUGCCGAAAUACAACGCAACAUGGAGCGGUUUUGGGCCAUCGAGGAUGAUUCGGGAGUUGUACACUCCCCGGCUGAAGCCUACUGCGAGAAAUUCUUUUCUGACACGGUCUUUCGCUGCGAAGAUGGACGGUAUAUGGUGCGCAUACCGUUCAAAGAAGAGGUUUUGAAGAAGUUGGAGAACAAUAAACGCACUGCACUUCACCGCUUCCGUUUGCUCGAGAAUCGCCUGGGACGAGAUCCAAAGCUAGCUAUAGAAUACAAGAAAUUCAUGGAAGAAUACGAGAAGUUAGGACAUAUGAAGCGAAUCGACGAGUCUGAGGCAGCAUCUGGGCUUGCAUACUUUCUACCUCACCAUCCAGUCAUUCGCGAAGACAGCAGCACCACCAAGGUCCGCGUCGUAUUUGAUGCCUCGUGCAAGAGUGUUAGUGGAGUUUCCUUUAACGAUGCCAUGCUGGUUGGUCCAAUCGUUCAGGAGGACUUGAGAGCUAUCACGAUGCGAUCUCGCAUGCAUCCAAUAAUGCUUAUCGCCGACAUCGCCAAAAUGUAUCGGCAAAUUCUGCUGUUUCUUGAAGACUGUCGAUUUCAUUUGAUUUUCUGGCGCCAAUCACCAGAAGAACCGAUCCAAAUCUAUAAAUUGAAGACUGUGACCUACGGCACUGCUUCAGCACCGUAUUUAGCCACUAGAGUGUUGAAGCAGAUCGCACAGGAUGAAAGCUCAAAUUUCCCGCUCGCAGCAAGCGCAGCCAGCGAAGAUUUUUACGUAGAUGACUUCUUUUCCGGAGCAAGUACUGUCGCCGAAGCCAUUGAACUGCGAAAGCAGAUGGACGCCAUGUUGAAUUCAGCUGGGAUGCAACUUCGGAAAUGGGCGAGUAACUGUCCGGAAGUGCUUGAUGGAAUUCCUCCAGAGAAUCGAGCGUUAAAACCUCUGGUGAACUUCGAUAAAAAUCAGUCAAUAAAAACUCUUGGCCUGCAUUGGGAGCCGUGCUCCGACCAGUUAAAAUACAUUGUUCCCGAAGCUGCCGUCGACGCUGAUACAAUAAUUACGAAGCGCAGUUCUCUUUCCUGCAUAGCCAAGUUGUUUGACCCACUCGGUUUGGUAGGACCUGUUGUAGUCGUUGCCAAAGUUUUUAUGCAAUCGUUAUGGGGUCUUAAGGAUGACAACGACAAGCCGUACGACUGGGACAAGGAAUUGCCAGAAGAUAUGAAACGCCGUUGGAUCGAAUACUGCUCCGAACUGCCUCGUUUGAAUGACUUGCGUAUCAACCGAUUCAUUUUGCUCCCUGAUUCUAUCUCUGCCGAACUCCAUUUCUUCUCGGACGCCUCUUUAGCUGCGUAUGGAACAUGUGCGUACAUCAGAUCAACGAACGCUUUGGGGGAAGUAAAGGUUGCUCUGCUCACGUCUCGAUAG
This is a messenger RNA of Ochlerotatus camptorhynchus, 2607 nucleotides long. RefSeq lists its product as uncharacterized. The record is from RefSeq and is a predicted model, not a curated record. NCBI's taxonomy places the organism in Eukaryota, Metazoa, Arthropoda, Insecta, Diptera, Culicidae. The coding region runs from base 1 to 2607 and encodes 868 amino acids. Gene Ontology annotation, molecular function: nucleic acid binding; zinc ion binding. The transcript has a single exon.